AAGCCCCUUAUUUAAUCAGGCCUCUUAACUGACGUACAUAGAACUAAUAACACCACAUACGGCGUUUUAUUUUUUCAACAUUUCGAGCAUUUGGCUCUCUGUUUCCUGAAAAGAAGUGGAUUAACUGGAGAUAAAACGCAUCAGCUGCCUUCAUCUAGGAUCAGAUCAUGAUAGCUGCCUAGAAAAGCUAUAUUGAUAAAUGAUAACUAAUAACUUAAGGGGUUUUAUUGAAUGUCACUCUUGCUAUUGCGAAUGCAGAAAUAACAUUUCCAUUUUAAAAAAGUGAACAAAUUCUUCUCUUCAUUUGAUCAAAAAUGGCGAAAAUGUAUCAUAAAGAGAAAAGCAUUCAGAUAAAGAGUAGCGCUUCCGCGCUGUACAACAACCUGAGCGUCUUGCGUAUCGCGCCGCGUUGCCUCACCUAUUUCACCGUGGUCCACGCCAACGUUGUGAAUAUGGUCAGCGCCUCCUGGGACGGCCUGAACUAUUCCCAUCGACAACUGCAGUCCAAAGAGGGAAACGUGGCCACCAGUUCCUCACUGAUCAUGCAGGCGGCCUGGUGUGUCCUGCCCUCAAGAGAUCUCCUUGUUCUCACUUCUCAGAAAGGAAUACAGAUGUACGAAUCAGAUGGAUCCAUUAUGGUGUAUUGGCAUGCACUGGACACGCCAGAGACCCCCACAGCUAAGGCAGUGUUUGCCAGAGGGAUUGCAGCAGUACAAGAAAAAUACAUUUGUGUUGGGAUCUCAUCUGGUGCAGUGUUGGUGUUUGAUGUUCCCAGCAAAGGCAGUAACAUCACCCUGUCCGAGGUUCUGGAGGAACACAAAGAACCCAUCACAGACAUGGCCUCUGAGUGUUCAGGCAGUCUGGAGUGCAUUGCUGAUUUAGUUAGUGCUGAUGACUCUGGCCUCCUAUGUGUAUGGAAAUCAGGAGAUGAUUUUCAAUUGCUCAACAAGAUCCCUGGUUUUGACACAAGUUGUUCUUCAGUGAAGCUGUGGAAGGGCACAGUCAUUGCAGGAUAUGGGACCGGACAGAUCCGUAUAUAUGAGGCAGUCACAGGUAUACUGCAUGCAGAGGUCAAUGCCCAUGCACGCUGGAUCUACUCUCUGGACAUUGCCCCUUUCACAGGCCUUUUGCUCUCUGCAGCAGAAGACUCUUGGGUUAGAGUGUGGCACCUGAGCUUGACCCCAGAGACUAACAGUGUAGAGAUCGAGCACAUGUAUAACGAGUGUGUGACUGAUACUCAGAUCUGUGGCGCCAAGUUCUGUGACGGGGAUGGCUAUGCCUUUGCAGUGACUGGCUACGACUUGAGUGAGAUCAUCCGCUACACACAAGCCUAGAUGGCAUACAACAUACACUUCUGAGACAUUCCCAUUGGGAACACUUUUGGUGUACUACUUUUGUAUGUUUCCCUGAUCAUGUGAGGGUCACCUGCAGUCAACUGUGGCAUAUUCCACAUGAGGACAGUCAUGUCUUGAUAAUAUAUUGGUGUGUAACUUAUCAGUGUGCAGUCAUGACAACAGAGUCAGACUGGAAUGAAGUUCAUCUUAUAAUGAUUUUCUAACUGGGUAAGGCACUAAUUGAAAUACGCUAAAAUGCACUGUUUGAACACCAAACGAGCGAUAUAUGUAGUGUCUACCUGACUGCCUGUUGUGCUAAGUAAAAAAUACACUUCUCAUGCUCUGAGUAGAGUAAAAUGUUUAACAUAUUGAUAUCAGGAAAACACAUAGAUUCCCUCUGAACAUAGGUGCAAAGUGUCAGUAGGAAUAUAUUUUGGAGGAUCAUUUUAUUUUGUAAUUUUGUUGCUCGCAGAAUUUUCUGUGACGUUCGUCAGAAUUACAGAAUGUCAGAUAUUAAAAUUUUUGCUUUAGCAAAUCUGUUGUAAGUUUAGUACAUUUAUUUAUCUGAGUGGUAUUGAACAAUGGACUGUACCUCUAUGCUGCUUUAUAGGCAAACAGCACACAUUCACAUUUGUGGUUGAACAUCUCAUCUGUUAAAAUAAUUUGAUAUGUAUUUAUUUAAUAUGAAUGUUAUAAAUAUUAAAUACUGCAGAGGCUAUUUUUUCCAAAGGGAAUUUUAAUGUUCUUAUUGCCUUAGAAACUAACACAUUGUAUAUUCAUAUCUCAGCUUGGCGUUAAAGCCAAUAUUUCACAAUGUUUUGUGUUGUUGUCUUCAUUAAUUCUUGUUUUCUGUGUUGUAAAGCAUUUUUUUUUUCAGUGACAAUCCAGAAAACAAAUUAAUAUUAAAAAAUACUCUCAUUUACUGUGACUUUUGUUGCAAUUAGAAACCAGUAGAGGGCGGUAAAACGUAUAUCUUUGCCUAUAUUUCAAUUCUAAUUUUCUUCUUUAAUGAAAUCUUACAGGAACUUGAUAAGCUUCUUCAAAAGCUUCUCAAUGUGUUUAAUGCAUUUCUAGUACUCUUUGAAUGGCAAUUCUGUUGCAUCCGUGAUCAGAAUAAAAAAAAAAAGUGAUAUCAAACAUACCUUUUUGUAUAAAAUAGAUUAUAUUCAUUUUACACAUUUC
Myxocyprinus asiaticus (Chinese sucker) is the source of this 2516-nucleotide messenger RNA. It is a transcript of the gene wdr54, whose product is annotated as WD repeat domain 54. Bases 315 to 1334 code for a protein of 339 amino acids. The record is from RefSeq and is a predicted model, not a curated record. Gene Ontology annotation, biological process: sperm axoneme assembly; cilium-dependent cell motility; cilium assembly. NCBI's taxonomy places the organism in Eukaryota, Metazoa, Chordata, Actinopteri, Cypriniformes, Catostomidae. The transcript is spliced from 10 exons. Gene Ontology annotation, molecular function: protein binding.